Messenger RNA from Megachile rotundata (alfalfa leafcutting bee), 1277 nucleotides. Its product is annotated as protein lethal(2)essential for life. Gene Ontology annotation, biological process: response to heat; protein refolding. Gene Ontology annotation, cellular component: nucleus; cytoplasm. NCBI's taxonomy places the organism in Eukaryota, Metazoa, Arthropoda, Insecta, Hymenoptera, Megachilidae. The record is from RefSeq and is a predicted model, not a curated record.
CGUUUUACGUCUACGCAUGCGCGUUUCGAAAUGUCUCGAAAAGCGCGCCGUGCUAAUAUAAAUGGACGAAUCACAACAUUGCGUAGUCAGUUACAAAGUGGAAGUCGAAGCUAGCGCUUCGUGGGAAUUUUUGAACGAGUAACGAGCAGUUUUUGUUCGAUACGAAGCAAACGACAAUUGUGAUCUACCUGUUAUUUAUUGAGCAGACCGAAUAUUUUAUUUUUAACUAUUUGCAGACUAUAAUGGCACUAGUAUCGAGAGAUCUUUUUCGUAAUUGGUGGGAAGAUAUGGACCGUUAUCAUCGUGAACUGGAUGAGCAUUUAAAACGGCUAACAACAAGAGACGACCUAUGGCAGCCUCCUCCAAUGCCUUCCUUCAGUGAAUUUUUCCGUCCAUGGAAAAACAUGAUAGAUCAGUUGGAACACGAAGUUGAUGGUUCGACCAUUGUUGAACGAGACCAAGACAAAUUCCAAGUGAUCGUUGAUGUACAACAAUUUGCACCCGAAGAAAUAACGGUCAGAACAGAUGACAAAUGUAUCACGGUGGAGGGUAAACACGAGGAGAAAAAAGAUCAACAUGGAUACGUGUCAAGGCAUUUUGUGCGUCGAUACGUGCUCCCACAGGGAUACGACAUGGGUCACGUGAAACCGAGCUUAUCCUCUGACGGUGUUCUUACUAUCACUGCACCAAAACUUGCCCUACCAGCACCUGGAGAAAGAAUCGUACCGAUCGAGCGAAGCAACGCACCUGCGAUCAAGGCUGCUUAAUGCUGCAUACAACGAUAACGUCAAUUUUCUUUUUAUCGGCAUAAAAAAACAUGUUAUAUCGGCAGUUCAUAAUAUAUUCCCUUUUUCCAUUAAAUUCUAUAGAUUUCCAUUGUUUCACUUUAAACAUUGAAAAUUCUUUGUUUUAUAUAUCGUUUCUUAAUUAGUUUCAUAAGUAUGAAUUACUGAUAGUUUAAUUACAUCCUUAUGUAAUUUUAGCUUGUAAGCGCGAUAGGUGUAUUACGAGCGUCCAAAGAAGUUAACUAUUUAACGCAAGAAUGUAAUAUACAUAUAAAUAUACGUACAUCGUGACCAUGAAAGUGUUGUCAUUGCGUAAUUAAAGUCUGAUAGUACGAGUGUACGUAUUUGAAUAUUUCAUUUGAAAUUCUAUAUUUGGUAGAUUCUUAAUAUAAAUUUUUCGAAUUUAUUUAUUAUAUGUGUAUAACCUGCCAAAAUGUGCGUAUAACUGUCAUGUUUGUAACAAUGAUUUAAUUGUACGUAUGUAUAGAUACA